This is a messenger RNA of Doryrhamphus excisus (bluestripe pipefish), 4072 nucleotides long. RefSeq names its product ANTXR cell adhesion molecule 1a (gene antxr1a). The record is from RefSeq and is a predicted model, not a curated record. Gene Ontology annotation, molecular function: transmembrane signaling receptor activity. NCBI's taxonomy places the organism in Eukaryota, Metazoa, Chordata, Actinopteri, Syngnathiformes, Syngnathidae. Gene Ontology annotation, cellular component: cell surface; plasma membrane.
AAAGUCAGAGGAUCCCUACUUUGUAAGGCCAUUCGGUGAACCAAAAUCAGCUGAAGUGGGAGGUUGUGAUUCAAGAGGGUCUUUGCAUCAUCUGUGUUGGGAGCCAGCGAUGAGAGUCCCCUCAAACUCAAAACACUGGCUUUCUCUCCCCUCUCCACUUCAUCCUUUGACUUACACUUCUGUUUUGGAUUAUUGUUUAUUCUUGAUGGCAAGGAGGAUGAUUGUGGAAGACUGACAGAGGAAUCGUCACGGACACCUAUCAUUAUUGACACUCUUGUAUUCACCUCACCUUGCAUGGGAUCAUCUGAUGGAAUAAUGCCUUCAUGCUGGAGCAGAAGAGCCUGGCUUCCAGUUGUGGUUGCUGCCACUUUGGUUUUAGUUGUUCUUGCUGGACCCAACCAGAACAAAAGGGAUGCAGGGUCGUCCUCGUGUUUUGGAGGCUUUGACCUCUACUUUGUCCUGGACAAAUCCGGGAGUGUGCUUAACCACUGGACUGAGAUCUACCAUUUUGUUGAGCACCUAGCUCAUAAAUUUAUAAGUCCACAGUUAAGGAUGUCAUUUAUUGUGUUCUCCACUGAAGGAAAGAUUUUAAUGGGUUUGACAGAAGACAGGGAGCAAAUCCGCAAAGGUCUGGAAGAGCUCCAGGGGGUUCAUCCAGGAGGAGAUACCUUCAUGCACGAGGGCCUUCAAAGGGCUAGUGAGCAGAUCUACUAUGGAAACACAGAAGGUUAUCGUACGGCCAGUGUUAUCAUAGCUCUGACAGAUGGAGAGCUCCAUGAGGAUCUCUUCUACUAUGCUGAGAGAGAGGCUAAUCGCUCCCGAAGUCUGGGGGCCACCGUUUACUGCGUUGGGGUGAAGGACUUCAAUGAAACUCAGCUGGCAAAGAUUGCUGACAGUAAGGACCAUGUAUUCCCCGUCAAUGAUGGAUUUGAGGCAUUGCAAGGAGUAAUUGACUCUAUCCUGAAGAAGUCCUGCAUUGAGAUUCUGGCAGCUGAGCCCUCCAGUAUCUGUGCAGGAGAGUCCUUCCAGGUGGUGGUGAGAGGAAAUGGAUUCCUCCAUGCCCGCAAUGUUGAUAAGGUUCUAUGCAGUUUUCGCAUAAAUGACACCCUUACUAAGAUGGUGAAACCUUUGAUAGUGGAAGACACAUAUCUUCUCUGUCCUGCCCCAGUGCUUCAAGAUGAGGGAAUGGCAGCAAAUCUCUACGUCAGUAUGAACGAUGGUCUGAGUUUCAUCUCCAGCUCGGUCACUAUUACGACUGUGAGUUGUUCUGAUGGAACCAUCCUGGCCAUCACGCUGCUCAUCCUCAUGCUACUCCUCAUCUUGGCUCUCCUCUGGUGGUUCUGGCCCCUUUGCUGCACUGUGAUCAUCCAUGAGCCGCCACCACCUAUUACAGAGGAGAGUUCGGAUGAUGAAGACGGUGAUACUCCAAAGAAGAAAUGGCCCACAGUCGAUGCUUCCUACUAUGGAGGAAGAGGAGUUGGGGGAAUCAAAAGGAUGGAGGUUCGCUGGGGAGAGAAAGGCUCCACUGAAGAAGGAGCAAAGCUGGAGAAGGCCAAAAAUGCCAAAGUGAAGAUGCCUGAACAGGAUUAUGUGCAGACCCCCACACGGGUUCUCAACAACGGCAUGCAAAUGCCUUUGGGGGCCCGCAAGUGGUACUCUCCCAUCCAGAGCAAGUUGGAUGCAUUGUGGGCCUUUUUAAGAAAAGGCUACAACCGUGUGUCUGUAAUGAGACCUCACCCCGGUGUCAAGGGCAGAUGCAUGAACUUUAUCCGUAUGAAGUCUGCGCCCCCUCACUACCCCCACUACAACCAGCACCCAUCUCCCAUCUACACCCCUCCCAGCAGGAGUCCACCUGCCCCACAGGGCACCCUCCCGCCAAGUCCCACUAGCCCUCCAUCACCCCCCCUGUUCUCUGCCACCCUCCCCCUCCUGCCUCCGACACCCUCCGACUCCUCACCCUCCCCUCCCGUCACCCCUCCCUAUUACACCCCGCCUCCCAAACGGGCUCUGCCACCCACCACUUUGCACAUACCUGCCGCCCCCGAGCUGCCACCCAACCCUCCGCCACCUCUCUCGCCCUCUGGGACCCUGCCACCCCUGCCCCAAGGCCCCGCGCCAGGACGAGCCCCACCCCCUGCCCGCCCACCUCCGCGCCCUGGCGUGUAGUUGAUGAAAAGAAAGUCCCGCCUUCAAAGAUGAGCGCACGUUUGAUUUUGUGUGCAGGACAGCAGAGCCCAGCAGGCUGUGGCCUUCCUGCCGUGUGCAGAGGACAAUCAGGACCUGCUUUCUGCUAGUUGUCGACACUGACUGGACUCUUGUGGACUCAAAGGAGCCUGUUCCUCCAUAGAGCGGGUUCACAUGCCAAGUUUGAGAUCAUUUACAUGUCUUUAUAUUAUUGAAAGCUGAGCAAUUGCAUGUUAUAUUGAUGCUUUUAUUUCCCUUGUUACGUAUGCCACAUACAGUAGAUUGGAUUGGCUGAUGUGUAGACUACACUGAGUUUUCAGGGUGUCCUCCUCAUGUUCCUCACUGUGCUGAAGCAGCAUGAUACAGUAUGAGUCACAGCUGGCCUCUUAUUGUGCAUGUCACAGUAAACAGCUGGGGACUUGGACAACAUCACAUUUGGCACAUUUAUGACCACUUAUGUUCAACUCCGCAAUCACAGAUGCUCUUUCAAUCAAGAUGUGGGACUGCUCAAAUAGUCAAAAUCACAGUACGGCUUCUUCUACCUUAUAAAAGUGCCUCAAAGAGACUUACAGUAUCUAUUUGCUGCUUAUCUAUUUGAAAAGGGCUUCUUUCUGCUAGUUGCUUGUCGGCGUCUAUUAUACAGUAUGUGGGGGUGCACAUGCUUAAGGCUGGUACAAAGCCUUCAACUGUACUCCCUUAGUGGUAGGAACCCAAAAAUGACACAAAAGAGACAAAAUGUGCGUACUGUCCACCCUUCGCAUUUCAGCAACCACUGUAUUCCAGUAUCUUCUCAAAGACCAAUACUAUAGAAAUGAAAUUUGCAUAUACAUACAUUAAAUAGUGAGUUUACAGCUUGUUUAGUAGUCCCUCAUCACUUUGUGCUUUGAAUUUUGCAGCUUCACUCAUCAUUCAUUCAUUCAUUCAUUUUCUACUGCUUUUGCCUCACGAGGGUUGCGGGGGGUGCUGGAGCCUAUCCCAGCUGUCAUCGGGUGAGAGGCGGGGUACACCCUGGACUGGUCGCCAGCCAACCACAGGGCACAUAUAGACAAACAACCAUUCACACUCACAUUCAUACCUAUGGACAAUUUGGAGUCGCCAAUUAACCUAGCAUGUUUUUGGAAUGUGGGAGGAAACCGGAGUACCCGGAGAAAACCCACGCAUGCACGGGGAGAACAUGCAAACUCCACCCAGAGAUGGCCGAGGGUGGAAUUGAACCCUGGUCUCCGAGCUGUGAGGUCUGCGCGCUAACCACUCGACUGCCGUGCAGCCCUUCACUCAUCAUUGUUUUUCAAAAUAAUAAAUCAUCCCUGUUUUGUGGUUGACAACGGCCUCAUUUUAGUUUAAAAAUAUGCAUAUUUAAGUAAAUGUUUUGUAUUUUUGGCCUAAAUUCUGCAUUUCAAACCAAAAUAGCGACAUGACCUAAAAUGCAAAUAUAAGGCUUUGAGGAGAUGCAUUCAAAGACAUGCUGUGAUAUGUAUUAUUGUACACCAGAUAGGUGUCAGUAAUGUUACAUUGAUGAGACAAUUGCCGCCACAAGAAGUACAAAGAGAAGCAAAAAUCAGGAAGUCACCUUACAACUUACAUGUGUGUGCCUUUAUUAUGUCUUAUUUAUGUCUUAUGUGUUGUAUGUUCACUUAUUAAGUCUACUAUAUUCAGUAAUACAAGUGUAAAUAGCGGUGUUACUUCAGGUCUAGAGGGCUCUAAUAAUGUUAAAUGUAUUUAGAAGGUUGUAAACAGGUUUGUUUUCUAUGUUCUAACUUUGAAAAUAUUGUAUAUAUAUAUAUAUAUAUAUAUAUAUAUACAGUAAAUAAGGAAUCCAACUUCACGGUCGGGUGUGAAACCAAUUAACCACAAUAAAAGAGGGAUGACUGUGUUAUCCUGAAAUUGA